This is a messenger RNA of Columba livia (rock pigeon), 4354 nucleotides long. RefSeq names its product KRAS proto-oncogene, GTPase (gene KRAS). The transcript is spliced from 7 exons. NCBI's taxonomy places the organism in Eukaryota, Metazoa, Chordata, Aves, Columbiformes, Columbidae. Gene Ontology annotation, biological process: Ras protein signal transduction. Gene Ontology annotation, cellular component: plasma membrane. Gene Ontology annotation, molecular function: GTPase activity; GDP binding; GTP binding. The coding region runs from base 259 to 828 and encodes 189 amino acids. The record is from RefSeq and is a predicted model, not a curated record.
GCGGGGCCGGGGCUGCCGCAAAGGGGAGCGCGGAGCGCAUCGAUCACCGCCGUCCGUCCGUCCAUCCAUCCAUCCGCCCUCUCGGCGCUCGGCUCCCUCGGCAGCUCCAGCCCUUCCCGUCCCCCGCCAUUUCAGACCGGGACGGAAAGGGACGCGGAGCGGCCGCCGCGGCGGGGCGGGCAAGGGAGGCGCCGGCGUGCUCCCGCGGCCCGCUGCAGCGCCUGGCAGGGAGGGAGUUCCUUUCCGGUCUGCUAAAAAAUGACAGAAUAUAAACUUGUUGUCGUUGGAGCUGGUGGUGUAGGCAAGAGCGCCUUGACAAUACAGUUAAUUCAGAAUCACUUUGUGGAUGAAUAUGACCCUACAAUAGAGGAUUCCUACAGGAAGCAAGUAGUAAUUGAUGGAGAAACCUGUCUCUUGGAUAUUCUUGAUACAGCAGGUCAAGAAGAGUACAGUGCAAUGAGGGACCAAUAUAUGAGAACAGGGGAAGGCUUCCUGUGUGUAUUUGCUAUAAACAAUACAAAGUCUUUUGAAGAUAUUCACCAUUAUAGGGAACAAAUAAAGAGAGUUAAGGACUCUGAAGAUGUCCCAAUGGUGCUAGUAGGAAACAAAUGUGAUUUGCCUUCCAGAACAGUAGAUACAAAACAAGCUCAGGAUUUAGCAAGAAGUUAUGGAAUUCCUUUCAUAGAAACAUCAGCAAAAACAAGACAGAGAGUGGAGGAUGCUUUUUAUACAUUGGUGCGAGAGAUUCGACAGUACAGAGAGAAAAAAAUCAGCAAAGAAGAAAAGACUCCAGGGUGCGUGAAAAUAAAAAAAUGCCUUGUAAUGUAACAGGGGUGUUGAUGAUGCCUUCUAUACAUUAGUUCGAGAAAUCAGAAAACACAAAGAGAAGAUGAGCAAAGAUGGUAAAAAGAAGAAAAAGAAGACAAAGACAAAGUGUAUAAUUAUGUAAAUACAAUCUAUCCUUAUUCUUAAGAAGUACUUAAGUAAUUUUUGUACAUUACACUAAAUUAUUAGCAUUUGUUUUAGCAUUACUUUACUUUCUGCUUCAUGAUCCUGUUAGCUUUACCUGAAUGCUUGUUUUAAAUGACAGUGGAAACUUCAUUCCUCUUAAAGUGCCAGUAUUCUUUGACUGUUGGUUCUUGAACUAGCAAUGCCUGUGAGAGAAGAAAAAAGAAAAAAAAUUAAAAAAACCCAACACACACACACAAAAACCUGAGAGCUGUCUUAGGACUCUUUGGUGCAUGCACAGUUGCUAACUUCCUGUUUUUCUUACUGAUUGUUCUGUGUGCAAUGCAAACAAUGAAAUGAUGUUCUAUAGAUUCUAACAUGCCCUUCAGUCUUUCAGUUUUUAAAUCUGGUUGGGAAAAAGGACUAGUUAGCAAAAGAGACUUUCAUUUCAGCCUUUCUUUUCUUUUUAGACUGACUGCAAUACAGAGAGACCAGAAGCCUUUAUAGUCUUCCUGUUGAUUUUGCUUCUAGGCAUCUAGUCUUGUAGCAUUUCAGAUCAACUUUAAUGAAUGUAAAGAUUAAGCUUUCACAAAAAAUUUUUCGCUGCAAUUUGUCUCGGUCACUCUUUAAAUAUUCUAUUUUUUCUAUAAAAAAAGAAAAAUUAAAAAAAGACAAUAAUGCACAUCUGGCAAUGGGAAAAGUAAGAGCUCUAAUUAGGUUAAUUUGCUAUUGUUAAUGCAUUGCUUUAAGACUUUCACUAACGUUUUGUAUCUGAAGACCAAGGUGAAAUCCUAGCUCUCCUGACCCCCAGUGGCAAAUCUUUCAGUAGCCUUGUUCGGUAGGUACAGGAUUUUGCCCUCAGUGUCUCUAGGAAAUGCUAGAAAGCCUUAACAGAUAAGUUGAUUCAAGUUCUUAGGUUAAUUCAUACAUGGAACCAGAAUUUACCAUAAGAAUUAAAUUGGAAUGAAUCCUAAACUACUACAUAGUGAAGUAAAACCAUUCUCUUUUCCCCAAGAGUGGCAUUAAAUAUUUCUAGAUGCCCGUUUUGUGCAAAAUAGGGGAGGAAUUUUAAAUUCUAGGGACAUCAAAUGAGUGAAUGAAUGAGUUGAAUUUAGCUGCUUCAUGCAAAUAAUUUGGAAAUCGACCGUGCCACAAAAGUAGUGUGGAAUUUGCACAAACCAUCAGCAUAUAACAUGGUUUCCAGAGUCAGUGUUUUUUGUGUGAUGUUCGUGAAGUGCUAGUUUUGUUGCACAAACUAAAUGGAUGGUGAGUGGCAAUCUAGUGUCUAGACUGUCAUGAAACUAGACCAAGAUUUUAAUGUUGUCUUUCUUUGUGAUUAAGUUCUCUUGCGAUUAUUUUUUUUCCUCCCCCGCUCCUUUUCUGAUUGGCAUUAAUGCAGAAUUUUUGCAGAAGCUUUCAUUUUUGGUACUGCAGUAGUCUAGCUAUUCUGCACUAAAGUAAGAGCCAGUAACUCCAGUGUUGCCAGUUCCUGUUGUCUUACUGUAAAUGUUGCGUUGUUUGAUUUUCGUUAGGGCCUGGGUCCCUGAAGGUACACUUCUUCAUAGUACCGAACUUGGCUGCAGAGUAAAACUUGAAAAUGUGACUCUGGUGUACCUGAAAAAAUAAAACACUAGACAUUGAAGUAGGAUAGUUCAGGACACUGGAAAGUUUGGGACAGGGAUUAGCAGCUUUGCUCUAACCUAAGGUAUACCUAAACGAGGAUGUAGAAAUUUUCCAUACCCAACCUGGACCAUUUAUAUGAUGUCAAAGGUGCAACUGCAUGAGAAAAGCAUUCUUUUGCUUUUACAAAAAAACCCCACAGUGACUCUCAUAGGUGGAGAGGUGCAAAGCUGGCAAGGGCCCGAUACUGUCUGCAUUGCUGGGUGGUCUUUAAUUUCAAUGUGGCUGCGAGAAAUAAUGCCCUGCCCUCCUUUCAGCUUCGAUGUGAAAUAUACUUUAGAUGAUGAAAUAUUCUGAAAAACAGUAAUAGGGGAACCUAACAUUAUCUCGUAAGGACCAAUAAGGAAUAAGAACAGAUUUCUUAAUGUUGCAAAACAUUUUAUAGCUUCCAAGGUUAAAACAUGUUGGAGACACUUAUUUGCACAUCGUAGACAGUCUUGAUUAUAUAUGAAGAAUGUAGCAAAAGUGGCGAGUAUACCUUGAGCAAAUGGAAGUAAUCCUAAGAUUACCUGAAGAUUUUUGGUAACUGAGUCACACUGCAUGUAAAAUUAGGGCUGGUCUAAAAUUCUGAUGUUAAUUUAACUAAAAAGUGUUAGGAGAAAUUUUAGCUGAAAUGUUUUAAUCAUGAAAUGCGGAUUUCUAUAGCUCCAAUAUAAAGCUAUAUAUAAAUUUGGGUUGUUUUUUUUUGGUCAAUGUGAUCUGUAGCUACCAAUCUAAUUGAGUAUAAAGUUCAUUUAGAUUAGCCCUUAUUUACCUUUUUUUUUUUUUAAAUACACAUCCUUGUCACUGUUGUGCCGUUUUGUCUUAAUAUUUGUUGAGAUUUGGUGAAGCAUGUUGGAUUGCAGCUUGCACAAGUUGAUCUUGUAAUUAUUCUGUCUUUCCCUAUUUGAAAUGCUUUCAAAGAACAUCCCUGGAUGCUGUCUGUUCUGAUAGCAACUACUAAAUGAACAUGUGAAUCUCUUACCACAUUAAUACAUUAAAUUGCCAUGUGUCAGGGAGUAACACCUUCUUACAGUAGCUUUAUGUAACUCUGGUAAACAACUUCAUAAUUGGUUUUUGCAAAACUGAAAUUUAACUCUUUUGACAAGUCUCACUGCCCUGGAAUUUUUGCGAACAUAAAGUUUCACUGUAUAGAUUUUGUUACAGUAGCAGGAUCUCUGUAAUGGGUAAAUACUGACACAGUCUUCUGCUCUUGUCUGUACUAUGAAGCAAUACAAUUAUUACGUUCAAAGACCGUCAAACUGUAAAGAAAUCCCUUUGUCUGAAGUUUACAUAAAGCUACAUAGAUGGUAAAUCUUUCCUAACAUUUCUUUAUUCCACUGUCUUGUGUUUUCAUGUUGAAAAUACUUCUGCUUUUUCCUCUUGAGUGCCAACUUCUUACUAGAAUGACUUCUUAAUGUAAUAUGUUUACCUGGAAUGUAUUUUAACUAUUUUUGUAUAGUGUAAACUGAAACAUGCACAUUUUGUACAGUGUGCUUUAUUUGAUGUGGAACAUAUAUGCAGUGUGAUCCAGUUUUUUUCCAUCAUUUGGUUGCGUGACCUAGGAAUGUUGGUCAUACCAGACAUUAAGUUAAAAAAAGAAAAAAAAAAAAAAGACCACUGUUUGUUUUAAAGUUUUUAAUGUUUUUAGGAGUAUGUGCUGUGAGGUGAUCUGGAAUUUGAAAUUUUUUUUGUCAAACUGUACUGCUCCUAUUUAUUGUAAUGUAAUAAAAAAUAGCUAUUGUGA